Triticum dicoccoides is the source of this 1331-nucleotide messenger RNA. RefSeq names its product phosphomannomutase-like. Gene Ontology annotation, cellular component: cytosol. The record is from RefSeq and is a predicted model, not a curated record. Bases 315 to 1064 code for a protein of 249 amino acids. Gene Ontology annotation, molecular function: phosphomannomutase activity. Gene Ontology annotation, biological process: mannose metabolic process; protein N-linked glycosylation; GDP-mannose biosynthetic process. The transcript has 10 exons. NCBI's taxonomy places the organism in Eukaryota, Viridiplantae, Streptophyta, Magnoliopsida, Poales, Poaceae.
CACGUCGCCAGAAGCACGUCGAGGCGGCUGACGUGGCGCCCGGUCGUCGGCACGCGCCGACCCGCGUGGGCCGACGUCAUCCCCGUCGUCGCCGUCGCCGCCUCGUGGCCUCGUGGGGGGAGCGAGAAGAGAUAGCAGUGGAGCAGCCCCGGCGCAUCUGGAUCCGCGCCGUAAAGCUGACUUCUUUCUCCGCCGCACGCAUCCUCCUCCCGGCGACCACCCCGGGGGCGCUAUAUCACGCGGCCGCCGCGAGGAGGAGCGCCCCGUCCCUCCUUCUUCUUCCUCGUAGCAGCAGCUUCAGCAGCAGGAGGAAGAUGGCGGCGGCGAGGAAGAACGCCGGCGUGCUCGCGCUCUUCGACGUCGACGGCACCCUCACCGCGGCCCGCAAGGAGGUGACGCCGGAGAUGCUCGAGUUCAUGAAGCGCCUGCGCGAGAAUGUGACCGUCGGCGUGGUGGGGGGAUCCGAUCUGGUCAAGAUCUCCGAGCAGCUCGGCAAAUCAGUCAUCACCGACUACGACUACGUCUUCUCCGAGAAUGGCCUGGUCGCGCACAAGGACGGCAAGCUCAUCGGGACGCAAAGCUUGAAAACGUAUCUUGGAGAUGACCAGCUUAAGGAAUUCAUUAACUUCACUCUUCAUUACAUUGCGGACUUGGAUAUCCCAAUUAAAAGGGGUACAUUCAUAGAGUUCAGGAGUGGAAUGAUCAAUGUGUCGCCCAUAGGGAGGAACUGUAGUCAGGAAGAACGUGAUGAUUUUGAGAAGUAUGAUAAGGUGCAUAACGUUCGGCCUAAAAUGGUGUCAGUGCUUCGCGAAAAGUUUGCACACCUGAACCUGACUUUUUCUAUUGGAGGGCAGAUCAGCUUUGAUGUAUUCCCACAAGGCUGGGACAAAACCUACUGCUUGAGAUAUCUAGAAGAAUUCAAGGAAAUUCAUUUCUUUGGGGACAAAACCUACAAGGGUGGCAAUGAUCAUGAGAUAUUUGAAUCUGAAAGAACAGUUGGUCAUACAGUUACCAGCCCCAAUGACACGGCGCAGCAGUGCAAAUCCAUCUUCCUGUCGGAGUGAUCGCCAGACUACCGUGCCAUUUACACUCAUUUGUUCACCCCGCACCCCUCGAACGCUCCCCGUUUCGGAAUAAUUCCCCUAUAGAUCUCCCUUUGAACUCAGUACAUUUUCUGCGUUCCUCCCCGUUGGGAGUAGUUUAUCGCUAUUGUUGUUGUAAACAGAACUGUAUUGGUAUACAUACAUUCACAAACAGUGGAUUUUGUAUACGCGCAUUUGGCGCAAAUGUAUGAGGGCAUGUUUGAUCUAAGAUAUUUCCUGCUCAGCCCA